AUGAAAUUGAAGACUCAAUUGUCUCACAUUUACCACACGUUUGAGACACAACUCACGGCUGAAGACAAAUACAACUACAAUGAGUUGACACAUGAGUUGCUGCCAUUGGAUGCGGGCUUUCAACUGAAACACCGAACGGAAAGCACCGGUAAUUCAGCGGUUGAGUGGACGACACCCGCGGAUCUACUCAUCGCUCGUAUGAUCACUGAUUCGCCUCAAGAUAUGGUCACAAGUUAUAGACUGCCCGACAAAAGGGGCAACAAAUCAAUGGUAAACGUGUCCGCGAGAAGACGCGGAAAGCGACCGAUGGUUACCACCGAAUCCACUGUCGAUGAACUGGAAGUUAUGCGACAGAAGUUAACCACUCGGGAGUGGAUAUCGGAUGAGCUGACCCGCCGUAAUGUGUGUCCAUCGCAACCAUUAAGUGGUAACAUUAAGAGCGAACCUCUUGAGUCUCAAACCGAUGACAGCGUGUCGUUUGAAUGGACGACAGCCGCCGACCAAUCCAUUGGCGAUAGUAUUGUUAAGAAAGUUAAACGACGCCCAAAAGGAGUGUCCGAUUGCACGCCCGAAGAGCUCGAGAUUUUGCGCCAGAAGUUUGUCAAUAGGGAAGGCAUUUGGGAUGAGUUGACCGGACAUUACGUGUGCCCGAAGAGCGAUUGUAAAGCCGCGUACGAACAGAUCAACGAUCUGUACCGACACAUGCGUUCAGUGCAUAGAUUGCCAUCGAGUGGUCCAGAGUUUCAGAAGCGGAUCGAUUCGCACACCAAUGAGUACUUCGAUGUCGACACCAAUUGCUAUGUCUGUACGGAAGGCGACUGUCGAGAGAGGAUUCAAAAACAGUUUGCUUUUUAUCGACACCUAAUCAACGCUCACAACAAAGUGCCGGACAUUGUGUGCGAUGUCUGCGGCAAAGCGUUCAAACGUACGGGCGAUCUGACCACUCAUCAGCGACUCCACGCGGACCCGCUUAAAGCCCAUCACUGCCCGCUGGAGGGCUGCGACUACCGGUGCCGUAACAAACAGCUGCUCGAACAGCAUAUGGUGGGCCACUCGGACGCGCGACCCUAUCAGUGCGAUCACGUGGACUGCGAUAAGCGGUUUAAGACGGCCUCCAAUUUGAGAGUCCACUCGGAGACACACAUCGCCGACUUCCAGAUCAAGUGCUAUAUAGACGGCUGCGACCUCUGGUUUAAGAACCGAUGGAUCCGCAAACGUCACGUCCAUUUGGCGCACAAGGGUUUGACGCCCGAAGCGCUCAAACAGUCGCGCAAGUCGUGGCCAUGCGAUUGGCCCGGAUGUGAGUUCGCCGGCAGUAAUGCGGCGCUCAUUAUGCAUAAGCGGGUCCACACGGGUGAGCGGCCCUUCGCCUGCGAUUGGCCCGAAUGUGGCAAACGGUUCCGUUUAAAGGCACACCUCAACGAUCACAAGAAUAUUCACAUUAAUUUUAAGCCAUUGAUGUGUCACUGGCCCGGCUGUGGCUACCGGUGCAACGAUUCCGGCAAUCUUCGCAAACAUAUCCGCACUAAACAUAAAUAG
This is a messenger RNA of Medioppia subpectinata, 1539 nucleotides long. NCBI's taxonomy places the organism in Eukaryota, Metazoa, Arthropoda, Arachnida, Sarcoptiformes, Oppiidae. The record is from the annotation of a GenBank genome assembly.